CUAAGCCCAUAAAGAAAAAAGAAGAAGAAGAAGACGUUUUAUAAAAAUUUCAAUCUCUGAAAAUAAACAACAAACCAAAUGUAACAAGGGAAGAAAUGAAAAUUUAAUAUUAUUCCUCUUGAUAAAUUAUCCAUUUAAUUUUAAUUAUGUCAAAAAAUAUUUUAUGCCUAAAUGAUUUUUCAAGUAUAUGUCGAUUAUGCUUAAAGAAAACGCAUUCAGUAAAUGUGUCUAAUGAUUUAAAUCGUUUUAUCAAUUCUAUUCUCAAAAUUACAAAUCUCGAAAUAAUUGACAAUAAUUUUCUACCAAGACAAGUCUGUAAAACAUGCCAGGAUAAUUUGGAGUUUAUUAAAAACUUCAUAUACACUUGCAAUGAAAAUAAUAAAAUUGUAACACGCAUAUUAAAAGAAAAUUUAGCAAAUUGUACAAGUCUUAUAGAAAAUAAAAACGGUUAUAUCAACAAAGAAAAACAAACUAGCCGGAUCAAACUUAAAAUUGAAUCAAAAAAUGCCAGCUCAAAUCUGGAAUUCACUGGACAAACCGACAUACAUUGCACACAGUGUCAGACAAAUUUUGCAGCCCAACCGGAGUUUGAGAGUCAUAUGAAUGGUCAAUAUUGUAUGUAUAGUAGUGGAAGUAAAUGCACAAUUUGCAAUUUCACAGCAACUUGCAAAGAAGCAUUAAAACAACAUGAUAAUGAAAACCACAAAUUUGGCACUAAGUGGAAAUGUAAUCAGUGUGAUAAAAUGUAUGCAAAAAAAUACAACUUACAGUUACAUAUAAAACAAACACAUGAUGGAAAAAAGCCUUUUCAGUGUACAAAUUGUAAUAUGGAUUUUGUUACUCAGAGUACUUUGAAUAGGCAUAACAAAAUUGCACAUUCUCCCAACUUUACAGAAAUAUUUGAGUGCUAUAUUUGUGAAAAAAGGUUUAACAGAAAAGAUAAUUUGGAUGCACAUAUGAAAAAUAAUCAUAUCAAAAAGCAAAAUAAUUGUUUGGGUAAUUUUGAUAAAUCCGAUAUUUUUUCUUGUAAUUAUUGUAAUAAAACAUUCAGUAUACUAUCAUAUUUAGAAAACCAUCUAGAGACGCAUAAAAUUAAAUCAAAUCCAAAAUCUAGAGUUAAAAUAGGCAGUACUAAUAUAAAAAAAUACAGAUUUGUAACCACUUCUACUUUAUGUAGCAUUUGUGGUAAAUAUUUAACAAAUAAAAAAUCAUAUUAUGCACAUAUGCAAAGGAAGCAUUCAAAUAUAGAAUAUAAACAAAAAAUUUACCCGACAAAAACCAAUUCUGAUUGCUUCCAAUGCGUAAUAUGUGGGAAAAUCAUAACAAAACUGCAAAAUCUCAAAAUUCACAUGAGAAUACAUUCAGGCAAUAAACCUUAUGAGUGCAAAUUUUGUAGCAAGACAUUUACUCACUAUACCACUUGGAGUGCCCAUGAAAAUAUCCACACUGGGAAUAAACCUUUCCAAUGUGUACAGUGUAAUAAAUGGUUUACUCAUAGAAGUUGUUUGAGAAAACACUUACGGAGUUCAGUACAUAAGGGACAAAAACAAUAGUGAAAAUUAAAUCUAUAGAAGACCAAUAUUGACUAUAAGACCUAAAGACAGAAGCCCCGAUUAUAAAAUAAUACAAGUAUUAUGGACAAAAAGUGGAAAAAUAUAAUUUCGUCAGUGAAAGUGCAAAACCUCAUAUUUGCCACUUUUGACGAAAAUUGUUUUAUUGUCUUGUUUCAAACAAUGCAUGUAUGUACAAAGUCUCGUAUUAAUCAAUAUAAUUGAUCUUCUUAUUUUAGCGAUAUGUAACUAUUUGAAACAUAAACGGAACAAAUAAAAAUCGAAAAGUGAGAGGUUUUUUCUGUUUCUUCUAAAAUUAUGUAAGAUACGUAUACGAGGUUUCGCACUUUCACCAAUGAUAUGUACCUGACAAUCGGCAUCCUAUAUUUAGAUUUAGUUAUUAACUAAGAUUUAUUUUAUUUAAUUAAAACAAAUAGGCAAAAU
Molecule: messenger RNA, 1994 nt
Organism: Psylliodes chrysocephalus
Lineage: Eukaryota; Metazoa; Arthropoda; Insecta; Coleoptera; Chrysomelidae
Source: the annotation of a GenBank genome assembly